Messenger RNA from Cavia porcellus (domestic guinea pig), 4411 nucleotides. RefSeq names its product pecanex 4 (gene Pcnx4). The record is from RefSeq and is a predicted model, not a curated record. Bases 440 to 3988 code for a protein of 1182 amino acids. The transcript is spliced from 11 exons. Gene Ontology annotation, cellular component: membrane. Lineage: Eukaryota; Metazoa; Chordata; Mammalia; Rodentia; Caviidae.
GCAUUCCUGUUAGUGCGGCGUCCAGACAUAAGGUCGGAGUGGAGUACUACCAAGUCCCAAGAACCCCGCCCGGUGAGCGUUAGCGAGAGGACCCGCGCCUCCUUCCUGUGCCGUCUCGCCUGGCUCGUCUUCUGGCCUGGGAAGGGAGUGCAGCCCCGCCUCUGGUCCCGCGCCUUCCUCCUGGUUGCGCCCGCAGAGUUGACGCUUGCCAUGGAAACGGGGCGUGGCCCACGAGACGGCGAUGGAACCUGGUUUUGGGGUCGCCACAACCUGUCCGCCUCCGCGUUGGGCAGUUGGCAGCGUCUAGGCGGGAACACCCAACUCAGUUUAUUGGCAAAAAUGCAGACCCCUGGAUACCUUCACGUCGUCUCUUCCCUGGGGUGACUCGAGAGACGACUGUUUACAGAGAAGGAUGUGACUGAGUUCUCCAGUGAGAAGGAUGAGUCCAGAUGUGCCUCUGCUGAAUGACUACAAGCAGGACUUCUUUCUGAAGCGUCUUCCACAAACUAUUCUUGGAGGCCCUCGACUCAGAUUAGGGUAUUGGGCCGCUCCUUACAUAUAUGUUAAUCAGAUUAUCCUUUUUCUGGUACCAUGGGUUUUGGGCGGCGUAGGAACACUUUUGUAUCAAGUAAGCAUCCUAAAGGACUACUACACAGCAGCACUUUCGGGCGGGCUGAUGCUUGUUGCUGCACUUGUCAUCCAGUUCACAAGUAUAAGGGCCAAAACCAAAUCAGUGACAGUGGAAAGAAUACCAACCACGGAUAUCUUAGCAGAAGAAGAUGAGCAUGAAUUUACAAGUUGUGCCGGUGCUGAGACUGUCAGAUUUCUAAUUCCGGGCAAGAAAUAUAUAGCCAAUACAUUUCUUCAUUCUGUUCUUGCUGGAUUGCUAUGUGGUCUUGGAACGUGGUAUCUGCUCCCAAGUAGAAUAACCUUGCUGUAUGGCAGUGCAGGAGGCACUGCUCCAUUGUUUAUCCUUGGAUGGAUUACACUGUGCAUAGGAGAAUAUUCAUUAAUUGUAAACACACCUAUCGAGACUGCAACUUUCCAAACCCAGGAUACCUAUGAAAUCACUCCCCUCAUGAGACCUCUGUAUAUUUUUUUCUUUGUUUCUGUGGACCUUGCACACAGGCUUAUUAAAAAUACACCAGCUCUCCAGCAUGUGAAUCAGAUUUUGCACAUCUUGUUUGUAUUUUUACCCUUCCUGUGGGCAUUUGGGACCCUGCCCCCACCUGAUGCUCUUUUCUUAUGGGCAAUGGAGCAGGUUUUAGAGUUUGGCCUUGGAGGCUCAUCCAUGUCAACACACCUACGGCUGUUAAUAAUGUUCAUCAUUUCCACUGGAACAGCUGUAACAUCGUAUUUUAUUCCCAGCCCUGUUGGUGCGGUUCUUUUCAUGACUGGACUUGGUUUCUUACUGAGUCUUAAUCUGAGUGAUAUAAGUUUUGCUGUCAGACACAGUAUGACCAGAAACAGAGCAGGAACCAAAGCGCAGACUUCAUCUGGGGCUUCAGAAAGAUGCUUUCCUUGGAAAGAGAUCCUCUUGCACGUCACUGUGUUAGUGUUGGCUCUCUUAGAAACUAGUCUGCUGCAUCACUUCGCUGGAUUCUCACAGAUUUCCAAAAGCAGUUCCCAGGCUAUUGUUGGCCACAUUGUGCUGAUAUUAUUUAUAGUACUGUGGAUACUCAGAGAAAUUCAAAGCAUCUAUAUUUUGGGAAUUUUCCGAAACCCCUUCUAUCCAAAGGAUGUGCGAACUGUGGCUGUAUUUCUAGGGAAGCAAGCAAAGCUCCUGAAGGUCGGUGUUGUCAGACGGAUUUUGCUAACUGUAGUGUCACCUUUGGCUCUGAUAGCGUUUCUUUCCCUGGAUAAUUCCUUACAGGGGCUCCAUUCUGUGUCUGUCUCCAUUGGAUUCACAAGAGCCUUUCGAAUGGUGUGGCAGAAUACAGAAAACGCUUUGCUGGAGACAGCCAUUGUAUCAACAGUUCACUCACUGAUCUCCAGUACUGACGUAUGGUGGAACAGAAGCCUAAAUACAGGAAUACGACUCCUAUUGGUUGGUAUCAUGUGUGACCGUCUAAUUCAGUUCAUCUAUAAGUUGCAGUUUGCUAUGACUGUACUUUUAGCAUCAUGGAUGGAGAAAAAACAACAUCGAACAACAACUACUGCUUUAUGUACACUCAACAUUAUCUUCUUCCCAUGUGUGUUGGUCAUCAUAGCUUUUUCUACAUUGCUGUCCUCUCCCUUGCUCCCCCUCUUCACUCUUCCUGUGUUCCUGGUGGGUUUUCCCAGACCUGCCCAGAGUUGGCCAGGAACUGUGGGCACCGCGGCAUGUGUGUGCGCAGACACUGUGUACUAUGACCAGAUGGUCCCCAGAUUGACUGCCUCGCUGCAGGCUGCCAUGGCAGCUGGAAGUUUCGGUCUCCUCUUACCUGGAUCUCAUUACCUGGGCCGUUUUCAGGAUCGUUUAAUAUGGAUAAUGAUUCUAGAAUGUGGUUAUACAUACUGCUGUAUUAACAUUAAGGGUUUAGAAUUGCAAGAAACAUCCUGUCAUACUGCUGAAGCCCGAAGAGUUGAUGAACUUUUUGAAAGUGCUUUUGAACAAGAAUACCCUAGAGUAUGUUCCCUUAAUGAACACUUUGGGAAUGUCUUGACACCCUGUACUGUUUUGCCUGUGAAACUAUAUUCUGAUGCCAGGAAUGUGCUAACUGGCAUCAUUGAUUGUCAUGAAAAUUUAAGCAGUUUUAAAGGUGACCUUAUCAAAGUGCUUGUGUUCACCCUCAUUCAGUACUGCUCCAGAAGGCCCAAGAAGCAGGAGAAUUUUCACAAAAUUGAAAGUAAAGAGGAAACAUCUCAGAUAGAUCUUCCUCCUUUGAAAACUUCACCACAUCUCAAAUCUCCAGAAGACACAGACAGUUUUAAAUCGGAGACUUUCGAUGACUGGUCAGAUGAUAUUUUUGAUGAUGAACCAAAGGUCGAAAAAAGAAAAGAAGGAAACAAUUGGUUGAAAGAUUUUCCAGGUGCAGCCUUGCCUAUUCCAGGCUCAGUAGACUCAGAGAGGGUUGCUGAUCUUCCUGCAGGCACCACUUCUGCACACAGUCUGUACAGAGCAGUUCUCUUGGGAUACCCAGCUGUGGACAGAGGAAAGCAGGAAAGCGUGGCUGCUGUCCCUCUCGGCAAGUUGGGUUCUUCCCACUCUCACUUAGUGAGCGUACCUGAAGAGUGGAGGCCUAGCUGUCUGCCCCGCUCCAAAAUGGAAGAGAUGAGCUCCCUCUUUCCUGAAGACUGGUACCAGUUCGUCUUAAGUCAGUUAAAAUGUUUUCACUUGGAAGCAAUGGCCUCAACUGCACUGGAAGAAAUUGCAAAGGACAAAGUUUUAAAGGACUUUUACAUUCAUACAGUAAUGACUUGUUAUUUUGGCCUAUUGGGAAUGGAUAAUAUGGUUCCUACUGCUGGCCAUAUAGUAAGAGUUUACAAUGGCAUUUUGCCCUGGUCUAGUGCCUUGGAUUGGCUUGUAGUAAAACCAGAACUAUUCCAACUAGCUCUGAAAGCCUUCAGAUAUACUCUAAAACUAAUGGUUGAUAAAGCAAGUUUAGGUCCAAUAGAAGAUUUUAAAGAGCUAAAAGGAUACCUUGAAGAAUAUGAAAGUGACUGGUACAUUGGUUUAGUAUCAGAGGAAAAGUGGAAGGAAGCAGUUUUACAAGAAAAGCCGUGCUUGUUCGCUCUGGGCUAUGACCCUCACAUGGGAGUCUACACCGGGAGAGUGCUUACCCUUCAGGAAGUACUGGUCCAAGUUGGGAAGUUAAACGCUGAAGCUGUUAGAGGGCAGUGGGCCAAUCUCUCCUGGGAACUGCUAUAUGCCACCAAUGACGAUGAGGAGCGGUACAGCAUCCAAGCUCAUCCCCUGCUCCUCAGAAACCUCACGGUGCAAGCCGCUGAGCCGCCCCUGGGAUAUCCAAUCUACUCCUCAAAGCCCCUGUCAGUACGCAGGUGUUAGAGAGAGUAUGACUGGUAUCGUCAGAGGAGGUGCCACUAGGAAAGGAACAGCGUAACUCUUGGAGCUCUGCUGGGCUUCCUUCUAUCACAGGGAUGCCUGAGCACAAUCUGACUUCCAUAGCAUUGGCUCACGAAGCCCAAAACCAAAGUCAACUUCAUGCCUGACAUCACAGUUGGAAUUAGUCGGCCAAUAUUUGUGCCCUGUGGGUCAUGGUAGGCUUUGGUAGAUAUAAGAAGACAUUUGUUAGCAGCUUUUUAAUGCUUUGUAAAAUAUUUGGUAGAUAACUCACCUUACAAAUCAACAGAUUUGCAAUUUGUACGUAACUAAUAUUUGUCAGUAUUUUAACUCAUGAUAAUGGAUAUUUUCAAAAGCUAGUAUAAUGUAUGCUUAUAUUUAUUUGAAAUAAAAGUAAUUUUUACAGUA